CGCCGCUCCAGUUCAGUCACAUUCAUUCUCGUGGCGAGUUCACAGUGACAACAAGUCAGCCCAGCCCAGCCCAGCCCAAUCCCAAACCAUCCCAAAAUGAACAAAUUCAUCGUCCUUGCCGUCGCCGCUCUGUCCGUUGCCUGUGUCCAGGCUCGUCCUGAUGCCUUCGACGCCGCCGCCGAGACAAGGGAGUACAAGAGCGACCUGAAGGAGGAUGGCAGCUAUCAGUACCAGUACCAGACCUCCAAUGGCAUCGCCGGCCAGGAGGCGGGUGUGGGAGGCUACUACGCAAGCGGUUCCAACGCGUACUACGCCCCCGACGGCCAACUCAUCCAGUUGACCUACACGGCUGACGCGACUGGCUUCCACCCCGCCGGCGCCCACCUGCCCACUCCCCCACCCAUCCCAGCGGCUAUCCUGAAGUCCCUGGAGUACAUCCGCACCCACCCGCACCAGGAGACGCGCCAGGGUCAGGGACGCUUCUAAGCGACUGUUGGGGUUAAACCAUGUUCCACGUUAUCCGAGUUAGGCUUAAGUCAUAUCAAAUAAAGUAAACAUCGAUUGGGGUUGCUAAAACACUCCCAAAAAUUAAAAA
Drosophila bipectinata is the source of this 595-nucleotide messenger RNA. RefSeq names its product Cuticular protein 65Ec (gene Cpr65Ec). The record is from RefSeq and is a predicted model, not a curated record. Gene Ontology annotation, cellular component: chitin-based extracellular matrix. NCBI's taxonomy places the organism in Eukaryota, Metazoa, Arthropoda, Insecta, Diptera, Drosophilidae. Gene Ontology annotation, molecular function: structural constituent of chitin-based larval cuticle.